Messenger RNA from Guyanagaster necrorhizus, 616 nucleotides. Its product is annotated as UPF0041-domain-containing protein. Bases 33 to 434 code for a protein of 133 amino acids. Gene Ontology annotation, cellular component: mitochondrial inner membrane. Lineage: Eukaryota; Fungi; Basidiomycota; Agaricomycetes; Agaricales; Physalacriaceae. The transcript has 5 exons. The record is from RefSeq and is a predicted model, not a curated record. Gene Ontology annotation, biological process: pyruvate import into mitochondria.
CCCCACCUUUCUUUCCAGCUUCGUUGUCGACCAUGUCGUCCACUUUCUUCACCUGGUUGCGGUCACCAGCAGCACGAGAAUACUUUUUCAGCACUCAUUUUUGGGGCCCAGUCGCCAACUGGGGUCUCCCUAUUGCUGCUCUUUCCGACUUGUCCAAGGAUGAAGAGUUCAUUUCGGGCACAAUGACAACCACUCUUGCAUGUUAUUCCCUCGUCUUCAUGCGUUUCGCUUGGCGCGUCCAGCCGCGUAAUUACCUUCUCCUAGCCUGCCAUACGACCAAUGCCCUGGCACAAGGUGUUCAAGAUAUCCGGUUCCUCAACUACUGGUACAACGGCGGACGGGAAAGGAAGCUAGGGCUGACGGCAGAUCCUAAAGGCAAGGUCACUCAGGCAGUCGAGGCAGCGAGAGAAGAGGCCAAGAAAGCUGGCAAGUAGUCUCCCACUCCAAGAUAUUACUACCCUACACCAUAUAGAUCAGUUACUAUCUUAGGUGCCUCAUCCACAUAUAUAUGUAAAUGCCUCCACAAACAUAAAAUCACCAAAAUCCGUCAUCCGCGUUCCCCCGUCCCUUCUUAUUGCUACUCUGUGCUAGGGCCUGUUUCUCGUACAUUUCAGCA